Selaginella moellendorffii is the source of this 1134-nucleotide messenger RNA. Its product is annotated as putative methylesterase 13, chloroplastic. Lineage: Eukaryota; Viridiplantae; Streptophyta; Lycopodiopsida; Selaginellales; Selaginellaceae. Gene Ontology annotation, molecular function: methyl jasmonate esterase activity; methyl indole-3-acetate esterase activity; methyl salicylate esterase activity. The transcript has 3 exons. The coding region runs from base 50 to 1012 and encodes 320 amino acids. Gene Ontology annotation, biological process: jasmonic acid metabolic process; salicylic acid metabolic process. The record is from RefSeq and is a predicted model, not a curated record.
UGUUCUGCUUCUCCAAUUUGGUGAGAAUCUCGGUGAGUGCACUAAGGAGAUGCAUCAGGUUGCAGUGUUGCUGCUGCUACUCUUUGGAUUGUUCGGAUCAUUCUUCUGCAAUGGCGGCAAUCUAAUUGGUACUUCCACAGCAUCAAGGAUCCGAACAGCGAGUCAGCAGCAGAAUGCCAGUUCCCAUUUUGUUCUUGUUCAUGGAGCAGGCCACGGCGCUUGGUGCUGGUACAAGGUAAUCGAUCAACUACAGAAGCGAGGCCACAGGGUCAGCGACGUUGACUUGACCAGCGCGGGGAUCAACGGAGUUGACCCCCGUUCUGUGACCAGCCUGGAGCAAUACUCCGGCCCGCUACUCCAGCUGCUCCGAUCGGUGCCGCGUGGCCACAAGAUCAUCUUAGUUGGUCACAGUCUCGGAGGUGACAGUCUCACCUAUGUGAUGGAAAAAUACCCUCACCAAAUUGCAGCUGCUAUGUUUGUGGCUGCAAAUAUGUUUCCAAGGGGCUCCAACGGGACUUUUGUUUACAACCAGCUGUUCUAUAGAUACAUCAAGAGCAGCAGCAAAGUGGAUGCUUAUAAGUGUUCAAUUGGUGUCAACUUACAGGUUAUUACUAACAACAAGGCCGUACAGAACAGCAAAGUGUACUUCUACUCCAAUGGAUCAAAGACCCCUGUGGCUGCGGCAUUCAAGCUUGACUUAGUACAAGACGUGCUCUACCACCUUUCUCCAUCCAAAGAUGUAGUUCUAGCAAAGUUGCUGUUGAAACCUCGCCCGCUUUUCAAGCACCACAGUGCUGAGCUCUCACGGGAGAAGUAUGGAUCAAUUCCGAGGUACUUCGUGAAGACAACACAAGACAAGCUGAUUUCACCCAAGCUGCAGGAUUUGAUGAUCGAGUACAAUCCACCAAAACGGGUUUUUCAUGUUCAUUCCGAUCACAGCCCGUUCUUCAGCAAGCCUGCCAUCCUGCUGGAGUAUCUCCUCAAAGUUGCAAAGCUUCACCAGACGAAUUAAACAAUAGAAUCCUUCAACUAAAGCUAGCAAAGGCCUCAUUGAAAAAGUUUGGCCUUCCUCAACACUCCCAUGGCCUUGGCCUUCAGAGCCUCGGGUCACUCAAUCAGAUGUAAAACCUCUGU